Molecule: messenger RNA, 8277 nt
Organism: Onychostruthus taczanowskii (white-rumped snowfinch)
Lineage: Eukaryota; Metazoa; Chordata; Aves; Passeriformes; Passeridae
Product: protocadherin alpha-C2-like
Exons: 8
Coding region: 820-6660 (1946 amino acids)
Biological process (GO): homophilic cell-cell adhesion
Cellular component (GO): plasma membrane
Molecular function (GO): calcium ion binding
Source: RefSeq, a predicted model, not a curated record
CGACUAUACAAGCAAAAUGUAAGACAGAAAGGGAACAUGGAAGUAAAGAAAGAAGAGAAUGGCAUCCAAAAGAAGGAAGAUAUAGGACCUGAUCAGCAGGCACUGACCUUAUGUUUAGAGCAGAGUUGAUUCCGAACAGCCUUUCUCUCGGCUGGAGCACCGCGCCCGGGCACUGACAUGACAUAAUUAGCGCUGAUAUACCAUAAUUGGCGCUGAUAGCUACAACUUUGAUGGUCUCCGACGCGUCCCAGGAAGGAAAGGGGGAAUUGCCAGCCGGGGUGAAGAAGAGCGAAAAUACGAAAGGAAGUGAAGAUGGCUUAAAGAUUAUGGUAGAGCAAUAAAUGAAAAGGACAGCGAACAGGAGACGCAAUAAUAGAAAAGAAUAGGAAUACUAUAAAGGAAAGAGUAGGAAAGAGAAGAGAAAUGCAAGCCGAUGAAAAGCAGAGAAAUGACGGAAGGAAGAAAGGAAGGACAGCCUACGCAAGCAAAUAGCAGGCGAUAAAGAAAAGGAGACAAGAGAAUUAACAGGAGCACAGAGGAAGAGACGGCAGAGGAGAUAGCAAUGAUGGUGUGGCGGCGCGGGUGCUGUCGCUGUCGCGUGUGCGGCGGCGGAGCAGCGCACGGUGUCGCUGCAGGCUCAGGAACGGCUCCGUGUGGGCGGCUCCGCCCCGGUGCGGCGGAGAGCCCGGCUGUGAGCGCGGGGGGGCGGCGCGGGCCGGGCAGCAGAGCCGGUGCGUGCGGGCGGCGGCGGGGAGCCGUGCGGGGCCCGGGCCGGGGCCGGCAGCCACAGCGGCGGCGGCGGCGGCGGCGGCAGGGAGGAUGGGCGAGCGCUGCUGUGCGGCGGUGCUGCGGGUGCUGGUGCUGCUGCAGGCGGCCUGGGCGCUGGCGGGCGGGCAGGUGCGCUACUCGGUGCCGGAGGAAGCCAAGGCCGGCACGGUGGUGGGCCGUCUGGCGCAGGACCUGGGCCUGGAGGCGGGCGAGGCGGAGGCGCGGCGGCUGCGGCUGGUGGCGCAGGGCCGGCGGGCGAGCGUGGAGGUGAGCGGGGCGAGCGGCGCGCUGCUGGUGAGCUCGCGGCUCGACCGGGAGGAGCUGUGCGGCAAGAGCGCGCCGUGCGCGCUGCGCCUGGAGGUGCUGCUGGAGCGGCCGCUGCGCGUCUUCCAUGUGCAGCUGGAGGUCACCGACAUCAACGACAAUGCCCCCGUGUUCCCCGCCGCCCGCAGAAACCUCAGCAUCGCGGAAUUGUCUGUGCCGGGGUCUCGUUUCCCGCUGGAGGGCGCGUCGGAUGCGGAUAUCGGAGCGAAUGCGCAGCUCUCCUACACACUCAGCCCCAGCGAGUAUUUCAGUCUUGAUCAUCAGGGGAAUAAUGACCAGAGUGCGUCUUUGGGUCUUAUUUUAACGAAAUCUCUGGACCGCGAGCCGAUUCCCGUGCACCGAUUGGUGCUGACGGCGACUGACGGGGGCCGGCCGUCUCUGACGGGCACCAUGGAGCUGGUGAUCUCGGUGCUGGAUGCGAACGACAACGCGCCCCAGUUCAACCAGUCUGUGUAUAGAGUUAAGAUCCUAGAAGGUUCAGAGCUCGGGACUCUGUUAGUCACGCUUAGCGCCACGGAUCCUGACGAAGGAAUCAACAGUGAUAUUAUGUAUUUAUUUAGUAGACGUGUUAGUACAAAAGUUAAAGAAAUGUUCACUAUCGACGAAAACAAAGGAGAAAUAAGACUUCAAGGCAAAUUAGACUAUGAAGAAACCCAUAGUUACGAGAUCCCUGUUGAAGCAAGGGACAAAGGCUCCCCUCUGCAGCCUGUGCGUGGCGGACGGCGCCGCCAAGAGCGACCUCAUGCUAAACUGCUGGUGGAGAUCACAGAUGUGAACAAUCAUGGCCCAGAGAUUACAAUUACAUCCCUUUCCAGUCCCAUUCCUGAGGAUGCUGUUCCUGGCACAGUGAUAGCUCUGCUGAGUAUUUUGGAUAAGGACCCUGGGGAGAAUGGGAAAGUAGCCUGUCAGAUCUCUGAAAACCUUCCCUUCCAGUUAAAGCCUUCCCUUCAAAACUACUACAGCCUUGUCACCAGUGAGCUUCUGGACAGAGAGCUGAUCAGUGAGUACAACAUCACCAUUACUGCCACGGACUUGGGUUCUCCCCCUCUCACCACUCAGAAGACUGUUUGGGUGCAGAUUUCUGACGUGAAUGACAACCCCCCUGUCUUUGGUGCUGAUGCAUUCGAUGUGUUUGUGGAGGAGAACAAUCCACUUGGUGCUUUUCUCUACCAGGUUUCGGCAUCUGACCCUGAUAUAGGGGAGAAUGGACGGAUCUCUUACAUGCUCAGGAAUUCCACAGUUGCAGGCAGUGCUCUGACCAGCUUUUUGUCUAUGAACUUGGCCAAUGGGAGCAUCUAUGCAAAACGUGCCUUUGAUUUUGAGCAGCUUAGGAGCUUCCAUUUCCAAGUGGAAGCCAAGGACAAUGGGUCACCAGCCUUGAGUGCUGCCAUAACAGUGAAUGUUUACAUCUCAGACCAGAAUGACAAUGCCCCAGCCAUCCUGUACCCCACCAGCCAGAAUGGCUCCGUAGCUGUGGAAGUUGUGCCCCGCCUGGCUGAUGAGGACUACCUGGUGACCAAAGUGGUGGCAGAUGACGAGGACAAUGCACAGAACGCCUGGCUUUCCUAUCACCUCGUCCAUUCCUCCGAUUCCACCCUGUUCCAGCUGUCACCGCACACCGGCGAGCUGCGCACCACGCGCUCCAUGCGCUCCACCGACUUCCUCAAGCACAAGGUGGUGGUGGUGGUGCGGGACCACGGGGAUCCACCGCUGUCCUCCACCGUGACCGUGGGCAUCCUGCUGGCUGACACCCUGCCCCAGGCACUGCCAGACUUCGAUGACAGCGGGGAGCCACCACCCCUGCUCAACGCCACGAACAUCUACUUGAUCGUUUCCCUUGCCUGUGUCUCGUUCAUCUUCGCGGCGUUCAUCUUCUUCCUCGCCAUCAUCCGGCUCUGCCGGUGCCGAACUUGCUGCUGCAGUGGCUGCUGCUGCCCACCUGAGGACUAUAAAAAUUACUGCUACAGUGUGCACAUGCUUCCCAGCUCCCACCUCCCACCGGACAUGCUGGAGGUCACUGGUGUGGGUAAACUCACUCACACCUACUUGUACAGGGCAUCUGUAGGUCUUGGGCCUGGUAACAGCAGCAUCCCAAAUGGAGAUGCUGGGAAUGUUCCUAGUGGCUCAAGGUUACAAGUGCCAGGACCCUGCAUCCAAGUGCAGCAGGUCCAGAGUGACCGGUUGAGUGCUGUCCUCGUGCGGACGUACUUCAGCGCUGCAGCAGCAGGUCCACAAGUGAAUGCAGCUGUCAGCUCCCCCAGCCGCCUCCCCAAGCCUUCAGCAGCGAAGCCGGGGCGGGGACGAGGAGCGGCGGCACGGCACAGGAGCCGCGCCCCUCCAGGCUCGGCGGCCACCGGCGCCGGGGUCCCGGGGCUCGGCGGGGCCGCAACACGUGGGCGCGGGCGGCGGGGCCGGGCGGGGCGCGGGGCGGCGCCCGCCGAGCCGCUGUUCCCGGCCCAGGUGCUGAACCGGCGCCAGCCGCGGCUUAGCGUCCACCCCCGCCUCCUCCCGCGCAGCAGCUGGAGCGCGAGAAAGCGGAUCCGGCAACCGCCGGAGGGAGAGAGGUCGGAGCCGCCGCUUCGCGCAGCCGGCGAGCAUGGACCGGGCGGCGGCGGGGCCGGCGGGGCGGCGGUGCUGGGCCCGCUGCUGCUGCUGGGGCUGUGCGCCGGGCGGGCGGCGGGCGGGCCGCUCCGCUACUCGGUGCGGGAGGAGCUGCCGCACGGCGCCUUCGUGGGCAGCGUGGCGAGCGACCUGGGCGUGGAUCCGCGGCGGCUGGCGGCCAGGGGAGCGCGGAUCACCUCGGGCAGCGGCCGGCAGUACCUGGAGUUGGAGCUGGGCCGCGGGGCGCUGCUGGUGCGGGAGCGCAUGGACCGCGAGGCGCUCUGCGAGCUGAGCCCCUCCUGCUUCCUCAGCCUGGAGUUGGUCAUCGAGCAGCCCAUCGAGGUGCACAACGUGGAGGUGGAGGUGCUGGACAUCAACGACAACGCGCCGCGGUUCCCCCGCCAGGAUUACCGGCUGGAGAUCAGUGAGUCUGCCGUGCCCGGGGCCCGUUUCCACAUUGAGAGUGCCCAGGACCCCGAUGUGGGCACCAACUCUGUGCAGAACUAUCUGCUCAGCCCCAAUCGCCACUUUGCCCUGGACCUUAAAGGCUUCCAGACUGGCAGCAAACUCCUGGAGCUGGUGCUGCAGCAGCCACUGGACCGGGAGCAGAGUGCCCUGCAGCAGCUGGUGCUGACUGCUGUGGAUGGUGGGGAUCCCCCCAAAUCUGGCACAGCCCAGAUCUCUGUGCGAGUUGUGGAUACCAAUGACAACCCACCUGCCUUUGACCGCUCCACCUACACCGUGAGCCUUCUGGAGAACUCCCUGCCUGGCACGCUAGUGGUCAAACUCAAUGCCUCAGACCCAGAUGAGGGCUCUAACGGGGAUGUGAUCUACUCCUUUGGCAGCUACACCCCCCAGAAGGUGAGACAGCUCUUUAGUGUGGACCCACAUUCAGGGGAGGUGCGGGUUAACGGCACUUUGGACUAUGAGGAGGCAUCCUCCUAUGAGAUCUAUGUACAAGCCACUGAUCAGGGCCCUGUCUCUAUGGCUGGGCACUGCAAGGUGCUGGUCAACAUUGUGGAUGCCAAUGAUAAUGCUCCUGAAGUGCAGCUGACCUCCCUGUACAGCCCAGUGCCAGAGGAUGCAAGGUCAGGAACUGUGGUGGCCCUGAUGAGUGUCACUGACCAGGACUCAGGGCUGAACAAGCAGGUGAGCCUGCGCAUUCCCCCUGGCCUCCCCUUCACUCUCAACUCCUUCAAGAACUCCUACACCUUGGUCACCCAGGGCAAACUGGACCAUGAGAAAGCAGCAGCCUACAACAUCACAGUUACCGCUACUGAUUCUGGGAGCCCCCCUCUGUCCUCCCAGAAGGUGAUCCAUGUGGAGAUCUCCGACAUCAAUGACAAUCCUCCACGCUUCGAGGAGCCUGUGUACUCAGUUUACAUCCCUGAGAACAACCCCCUCGGAGCCUUCCUGUGCACUAUUAAAGCCACUGACCCAGAUGUCGCCAAAAAUGCCUAUGUGUCCUAUUCUCUACUUGAUGGAGAGAUUGAAGGGCUACCGGUUGCUUCCUACGUCUCCAUUAAAUCUGACAGUGGCAACAUGUAUGCUGUCAGGUCCUUUGACUAUGAGACACUGAGGGAGUUCCAGGUGAUUGUCCAGGCUCAGGAUGCUGGGGUCCCACCACUGAGCAGCACUGUCACUGUCUACAUCUACGUGGUGGAUGAGAAUGACCAUGCUCCACAGAUUCUGUAUCCUACCUCAACGAACACUUCUGCAGCCCUGGAGAUGAUCCCACGCUCGGCAUAUGCUGGAUAUUUGGUAACCAAAAUUAUAGCCAUUGAUGGGGACUCGGGACAAAAUGCCUGGUUGUUCUUCUACCUGGUGCAAACCUCAGAUCCAGGUUUGUUCAGGAUAGAGCUCCAUACUGGGGAGAUUAGGACUACUCGCAAGCUGGGGGAGGACAGCACACCUACUUUCAACCUGACGGUGGAGGUGAGAGACAAUGGAGAGCCAUCGAUGUCCUCAUCAGUAGCCAUCACUAUUGCUGUGGUGGACAGAGUUUCCAAAAUCAUCCCUGAUAGAAGAAGACACUUUAAAAGCCCAAGCAAUUACUCAGAGGUCACUCUUUAUCUCAUUAUCGCUUUGAGCGCUGUCUCCUUCGUUUUCCUUUUCACAAUCAUUGGGCUUUCUAUCAUCAAGUGCUACAGAUACAGUCUGUAUGGGAGCUCCUGCUGUGCAGGGUGCUGUAAGGUCAGAGAACGGAACCCUGCUGAGUUGUACAAGCAGGCCAACAACAACAUUGAUGCUAGAUUGCCCCAAGGUUUAAAAGUGCAGCCCCAUUUCAUUGAAGUGAGGGGCAAUGGGUCUCUCACUAAGACCUACUGCUAUAAGGCCUGCCUGACUGCAGGAUCAGGAAGUGACACUUUCAUGUUUUACAAUACCUGUGGCCCAACAGGAACUACUGGUCCCUCUGCAGUGGUGACUGAGAGGCAUCUGACAGGACAAAGUGGGCAGAGUGCACAAAACCUGAUCAUACUUAGAAAUGACUCCAUUACUCCUAAUGAGCCAAAACACCCCAACCCGGACUGGCGCUACUCUGCAUCCCUGAGGGCAGGAAUGCAAAGUGCUGUGCAUAUGGAGGAGCAAGGAGUCCUGCGUGGAGGAGCAGCAGGGCCUGACCAGCAGUGGCCAACAGUCUCCAGUGCUACAGCAGAACCUGAGGCAGGAGAGGUGUCCCCCCCAGUGGGAGCUGGUGUGAACAGCAACAGCUGGACCUUUAAAUUCGGACCGGGCAAUUCCAAACAAGGUGGUCCUGGUGAGUUGCCAGACAAAUUCAUUAUCCCAGGAUCUCCUGCAAUCAUCUCCAUCCGGCAGGAGCCACCAAACAGCCAAAUUGACAAAAGUGACUUCAUUACCUUUGGCAAGAAAGAAGAGACCAAGAAAAAGAAGAAAAAGAAGAAGGGAAACAAGACUCAGGAGAAAAAAGAAAAGGGCAACAGCACCACUGAGAACAGUGACCAGUGAGGGAGUUAUACUGAAAAAACCCUUUUAGCCAGUUUUUGUAAUAAUGGCAGAUUUCUCCUAUGUAGCAAAUCCCAACUUCUUCCUACUGUUAUCAAAUUUCCUGUAUGUACAGACUUGAGAAAAUCAGCAGGAAAUUCAGUGUCUGUCUAAAUUGCUUAACAGGUUUUGUCUUAAAAGCUUUAUUAAGUCUGGUGUUAACUCUUUUUCUCCACUCUGGCUUGUUUUCAGAAUCUAAAAAGCAGACACAAGUUUCCUUUCUCCUACGCCGAAAAGGAGAAUCUUCACAGUACAGCCAGUGAGAGGUUGGACUCUGCACUGUGGUUCCUGUGCUCCUGUCUUGAUGACACUUGCAGGACAGGUUUAAAAGUUUUAAUGUUGUGCACCCUCUAUCUGAUUGGAAAUAUUUGUGUGCAGAUGUCAGCUAGGUGAUAUGAGAUCAGAUUAUAAAAUGCAAGAAGAGCUGGUAAAUAUGCAACAGAGGAAACACCUAAUGAACACAAAUGUGCAAAGAUGUUCAGGCUGGGGAGAAAAUGUCUGAAAGGAGAUGAGCAGACUUGUCAAAUCCUGAGAAGUCACUGUGUGGAAAUACUGACUCCUAUACAUGACGUAUUGUACACACUGCUUCAAAUGAAACCUCACAUUUACAGCUCUUUAAGACACCAUAAAUUCUAUCUCUUUACCAAGCAAGCCAUUGGAAAAAAUUUCCCUUAAAGCCCUGCAUUACCCUGGUAAGGCUAGCCCUCAGAGAGUAACAAGGGCUGGGCUGACAUCCCAGGAAUGUAACUGUGAUGCUGUGUGUCCCUAUUUCCACAUUAUUUUGCACAUUAUGUCUCUGAAAAGGUCAGAGUUUUUCCACAACACUUAUGCAAAAGAGAGAAAAAAGUAACAUUAACUAUGCUAUUUGUUAUUUGAGAUAUUUAUUUAUAAAGAAAUAUAGCUGUAAAUGUUAAAGAAAUAUGAUGCCCUUUAACCCAAACAGAAGUCAAUCUAGAGCCAUUAUAAAUUACAAUUGCUGCUAUUAAAGUGCUUUAGAAAAAUUGCCUGAAACAUCUGUAUUAUAUCGGCCACUUGCCAAUAACAGCUUUAUUCUGUCGGGUGACUUGGGGGCUGCCUCUUGCAUGUAUUAAUGAAUACAAUAAUAUCUUCUUUUUUUUUGUUUUUUUGCAUUAUUCUGCACUUUGAAUACACCUUUGCAAACAAACUGUCCUAAUAUGAAGAAGCAGAUGCAAACUCCUCACACAAAUGGAUUUACUAACCUGCUAGCUCUGUGCAGUACCUUGGUGUUACCUCCCACAUGACCUUUUCUGAUUUUAGUUUUACUUUUCUAUGAGAUUAUGAACUUCUGAUCCUACUAACACUCCUUAUGUAAAAUUCAAGUACUGUAUGUAUGCUGUAUGCUCUUAUAAGAAUCCUGAAAUAUUUAUUCUGUGCUUGUGUAUGUGAAUGUCAAUGCAACUAUUAUUAGAGUGGACUUUAAGCUUUACCGUUGAAUGUAAAUUCAUUAUUUCUUUUUUGUACACUUGUGGAAAAGUGGAGUAGUGUUAAUUUUUUAAGCCACUGUUGAUUAUCAGUUUUUUUUGUGUAUGAAACACAAGUAAACUAUCUUUCUUAAACCAA